Messenger RNA from Aspergillus calidoustus, 606 nucleotides. Lineage: Eukaryota; Fungi; Ascomycota; Eurotiomycetes; Eurotiales; Aspergillaceae. The record is from the annotation of a GenBank genome assembly.
AUGAUGGAUAUUCCCCGGUCAUCAUCGCGUCCACGGCCCUCGUCACGGCCCACAACUCCGCUGAGACCGAGUUCUCGAUCUUCUGUCCGCGAAGCGCAUGGAUAUGGCCGCAGUAUUGGGAGCGCAGGCUAUAAUCAACCGGCAAUCAAUGCCCUCGAGCCGCAAUUUGCAGAGCUUGCCGACUCCAUGGCUGAUUUGGAGGCCAAUUUCAUGCACCUACAACUCAUGCAUGAAAGCUUGACGCGCUUUACCGAGAGCUUUGCCGGUUUCCUCUAUGGCAUGAACAUGAACGCAUUUUGUGUCGACUUUCCAGAGGCACCAAUUGCUGAGUCCUUCAGAAGGGCGAAACAGGCUGAGCCCCAGAAAGAGGCCGAAGAUGACUUGACGAAGCCCAAUGAAGCCGAUAUGACAUUCAUGACCACGGAUACAACCUUUGUUGAGAACCCUCCGAGUACGAUUUCCUCCAAGCCUACACCAAAGCCUUCACGCGCUCGUGGUAGCGGCAGGGGAUCCAGCACACGCGGUUCAACAGUCAGUCGCUAUGCAACAAGGGGAUCCAGUCGAGGUCGUCCAAGCGCUUUGCCACGAGGCAAGAGCACGCGAUGA